AUGGUUGGUUUGUGGGGGGUGGGGGGUGGGGGUUGGUGUGAUUGUUAUUUUGUUGGAUUUUGGGGGGUGGUGGAGGGUUGUUGGGGUUGUGUGUGUGGGGUGGGGGGUUGGGGGGGGGGGUUUGGGGUUUUGAGUGGGGGGGUUUGUGUGUGGGGGUGUGGUUGGUGGUAUGUGUUGUUGGAUUGGGUUGGUGGGGGUGAUGGUGGUGGGUGGGUGUGGGGGGGGGGUGGGGUGUGUGGGGGUGGGGGGUGGGUGGGGUUGGGGUGUGUUGGUGGUUGGGGUGGUUGUUUGAGGUGGUUUUUGGUAGGGGGUGUGGGGGUUGGGGGUUUUAUUGGGGGAGGGGGGGGGGUGGUAUGGUGGGGGGAUAAAUGGGGGGGGGAGGAGAGGAGGGGGUAUGAGAGGAUGUGGGUUUUUGGAGGGGUUUUGUGUGGUGUGUUUUUUGGGGUGUUUGGGUGGGGGGGUGGAGUGUAG
Molecule: messenger RNA, 471 nt
Organism: Knipowitschia caucasica
Lineage: Eukaryota; Metazoa; Chordata; Actinopteri; Gobiiformes; Gobiidae
Source: the annotation of a GenBank genome assembly